CCAAAUUACCCCCUUCUUUCUUUUUCUGCUGCCGUCUCUCACUCUCUCCUCUCUUCCACUUUUUCUUCUUUUUUCGUUCCUUUCUUUCUCUCCUCUCUUCCUCCGUCAUCUCAUCCUCCUCUCCUCUCCUCCACUCAAUUUUCUUUUCUUUUUUCUUCUUCUUUCUCCUCCUCUCUCUUCCUUCGUCAUCUCCUCUUCUUCACUUUUCCCCUUCAUCUUUUCCCUUCUUUAUCUCCUCUUAUUUCUCUCAUCUCUCUUCCAGAUUUGAGCUUGGCAGCGAUGGUGGCGGCAGCAAUGGUGGCGACGACGAUGGUGUUAGCGGGGAUGAUGGCGUUGCUGGUAAGGGUGGCACCGAUGUUAGGGGGCGGCGAUGGUGAGGAUGCGUCCGUGGGCUAUGUCGGUGAUGGUGAGAGUGGAGCGAUUAUGGUGGAGGGGGAUGGUGGAGAUGGUCGGAGAAUGGAUGGAUGGUGGAGCUGACGGCAAUGGCUGGGCUGGCGGCGAGGAGGGGAGGGGCUACGGUGGAGGCUGUGGUGGGUUCUCAAUGGUGGCAGGGCUGGGAAAGGAAGAGAAGGCUUUGAACAAGGAUUCUCGACCAAUUGGCAGCCGUCAGAUCGGAGAUGGUGUGCACGAGCCAAUCAUCGUGGAGUUCACUACAUCGGCAUCCUCAGUCAUCCAAAUGGCCCCAAUUUAGGCUUCGAACAAGGAUUCUCAACCAGUUGGUUGUCAUCAAAUCAGAGAUGGAGUGCGAGAGUCAAGCAUCGCGGAGUUCAUUAUAUCGAGCAUCCUCAGAUUCUUCUCUUAUAAUUGAGAGCUAGCUCAACAAAUCAAACGAGGAGGAUUGACUUUCUCAUGCGUUCUUCUCUUUCUAAGCUACUCCAUUUAUUUUAGCCUCGAGUUUAGCCAAAUUCACUCUUCCGAAAUGGGCUUUCACCAUGAUUUC
Cuscuta campestris is the source of this 940-nucleotide messenger RNA. NCBI's taxonomy places the organism in Eukaryota, Viridiplantae, Streptophyta, Magnoliopsida, Solanales, Convolvulaceae. The record is from the annotation of a GenBank genome assembly.